AUGAGCAGCAAAGUCCCCGCAGGCACGUCCUCACCUCGCCCUCACGUGCAGGUGAAUAACUACGGGCGAAUUAACUCGCCCAGUGAUGACAUCCGUGUAGCCAUGGUGAAGAAUACGCGCAAGGCGGGAAGAUCUACCGCCGCCUCCCAUGCGAGCUGUGACGGGGACGAUGGCGACGAAGGACACGGCAGCAAAGACGGCGACGAAGAACACGGAGACGACAGCGACGAGGAUUGGCCGGAGAACGGCCACGACAAUAGCGCUUCGGGGGAUGAAGUAGCCCCUGCCGACAUCGGCGAGGACGAAUGGUGGAAUCGGCCGGUUGGGAGCGACGACGAAGUGGAAGAGUGGCGAGCUGGUGAUUUGGACAACGACGAGGGUGCCGAUGCUGAUGGCGAGCACGCAGAGGCAGCUGCGCAUGCAAUGGGAGCGACGGGCGAUGACGGUGCAGAGGCUGACGACGAGCGGCUGCGUUUGCCUCCGCACCCCGUGAUGUUGCAGUGGAUCGCGGAGGCGUGGGAUCAAGUCCCCCGCCAGGUCAUCGUUGACGCGUUCCGCCACUAUGGGAUUUCAAGCAAGCUGGACGGGACGGAGAACCACCGGGUGAUGUCUCACCUGCACGCCAGGAGCAUUCUCAAUGUCUCCGAGGUCAUGAGCCUCGGGGGAACCACGGGCGACAACACAUGCUUGCUUGGGCAGGCGCCAGAGGAGGAGGAGGAGAUGUAG
Messenger RNA from Closterium sp. NIES-65, 726 nucleotides. The record is from the annotation of a GenBank genome assembly. NCBI's taxonomy places the organism in Eukaryota, Viridiplantae, Streptophyta, Zygnematophyceae, Desmidiales, Closteriaceae.